UUUGGCAUCCCAGAGAUGGUCCAAAGUGAUUCCUCAGGGAAGGAAAAAGAGCGCAAAUCACCCGAGCGGGAGCUGAGGAGGAGUUGAGCCGCUGCUGCCCGGGACUGCCUCUUAAUUGCGCGUAAUCUUCCGUUUCAUUCAUCUGAGCUGAGAGAGAGAGGAGGGGAAGACUUUGUAAAUAAGGAAACGGAGCUAAGGAAAGCGAAACGUGUUUUCAUCUCCUCGUUUUUCGUUUUCUCUUUGGACUGUUUGUUUGCAAGGAAAAAAAGAAAAGAGAGAGAAAGAGGGGGAAACUGACAUUUUUGCUCGCGUUUGUGUCAGCUGCACCUUGAUCCCGGGGACUGUCGCCAACUCAGUGCAGCCUCUCAUCCUGCGCUUCCCCCCUCUUUUAUCGUUUCUCACGCUGUUCAUCUUCACACAGCUGCUGCUUCCCCACUCCGUUUUCCUUCUGGAGUCGCUGACACGAGGUGCAGCUAACCUCGGAUGCUGACAGCUCCCGGCCUCCCUUUAUUCUUUCUUUCUUUCUUUUUUUCCCUUCCACAUGUCGCAUCUUUUGUUUACUUUGAGAAACACGCCGCAACUAAACGCCGAGUGAAACAGACCACGCCACUUUGCUCGUUCUGACAGCGCGAUCAAACAGACACGCAAGAGGAGGGGAGGCAGGAGGGGAAAAGAAGAAGAAGAAGAGAGAGAGAGAGUGAAAGGAGGGAGCCGAGGAGAGGAGGAGAGAGAGGGGGGAGAGAGAGAGAGAGUGAGUGAGUGAGAGAUAGAGACAGUGUGAAGGUGCGUUUUGAUGUUUGGCAUCCACGAGAGCAUCCAGAGGAGUGGGAGUAGUAUGAAAGAAGAGCCCAUGGUGGCCGGGAUGAACGCGGUUCGGACAUGGAUGCAGGGCGCCGGGGUGCUGGACGCCAACACAGCCGCCCAGAGCGGAGUGGGUCUCGCUCGGGCACACUUCGAGAAACAGCCGCCCUCCAACCUCCGCAAGUCCAACUUCUUCCACUUCGUCCUGGCUUUGUACGACAGACAGGGUCAGCCUGUGGAAAUAGAGAGAACCACUUUCGUCGACUUUGUAGAGAAGGAAAAGGAAAUGACGGGGGAAAAGACCAACAAUGGGAUCCAUUAUAGACUUCAGCUCCUCUACAGUAACGGGAUCAGGACGGAGCAGGACUUGUAUGUUCGUCUCAUUGACUCUAUGACUAAACAGGCCAUUGUUUAUGAGGGCCAGGACAAAAAUCCAGAGAUGUGUCGGGUGCUGCUGACCCAUGAGAUCAUGUGCAGUCGAUGCUGCGAUAAGAAGAGUUGCGGCAACAGGAACGAGACCCCAUCAGACCCUGUCAUCAUCGACAGGUUCUUCCUCAAGUUCUUCCUGAAGUGUAACCAGAACUGCCUGAAGAAUGCAGGGAACCCUCGAGACAUGAGGCGUUUUCAGGUGGUUGUGUCGACUACGGUGAGCGUGGAGGGUCACGUUCUGGCCGUCUCCGACAACAUGUUUGUGCACAAUAACUCAAAACACGGGCGCCGAGCUCGGAGGCUGGACCCGUCAGAAGGAACACCAUCCUACCUGGAACACGCAACCCCCAGCAUCAAAGCCAUCAGCCCUAGUGAAGGCUGGACCACAGGGGGCGCAACAGUCAUCAUCAUCGGGGACAACUUCUUUGACGGCCUACAGGUCAUCUUUGGGACAAUGCUGGUCUGGAGUGAGCUCAUCACCCCCCAUGCCAUCCGCGUCCAGACUCCACCCAGACACAUCCCCGGGGUGGUGGAAGUCACACUCUCCUACAAAUCCAAACAGUUCUGCAAAGGCACACCUGGACGCUUCAUCUACACAGCGCUGAACGAGCCAACCAUAGACUACGGCUUCCAGAGGUUACAGAAGGUCAUUCCCAGACACCCUGGAGAUCAAGAGAGAUUACCUAAGGAGGUGAUUUUAAAGAGAGCGGCAGAUCUGGUGGAGGCCUUGUACGGGAUGCCUCACAAUAACCAGGAGAUGAUUCUGAAACGAGCAGCGGAUAUCGCGGAGGCCCUCUAUACAACAGUCCCAAGAGGGCACAACCAGCUAGCCAGUCUUGGCAGCAGCUCUGUUCAUGCUGGCAUGAUGGCAGUAAACUCCUUCACCGGGUCAGAGGUGGCACAAACAGCCAAUCAGGGUUUCAGUAGGAGUACAAGCAGUGUGUCCCCUCAUGGUUAUGUCCCCAGCUCCACUCCCCAGCAGAGUAGCUACAGCUCUGUCUCCACUAGCAUGAAUGGCUACGCUAACUCUGGCAUGGCAACCUUGGGCACCUCGCCCAACUUCCUCAAUGGAUCUGCAGGCAACUCGCCCUAUGCUAUCGUCCCGUCCAGCCCGACGAUGGCGUCGUCGACCAGCCUGCCCUCCAACUGCAGCAGUUCCUCCGGCAUCUUCUCCUUCUCUCCAGCUAACAUGGUGUCUGCAGCCGUCAAGCAGAAGAGCGCAUUUGCCCCCGUUGUUCGACCCCAGAAUUCCCCUCCUCCCACGUGCACCAGCGCUAAUGCUAACAGCCUGCAAGAUCAGUCUUUUGUGGACUCUAGCAAGUACUCAUCAGCCAGCUCUCUGCAGGGCCUGGCCUUCUCCUGAACAGCGAUUCCCGGGAUGAUCGUUCCACCCAUGUAGAGGAUCUGGGAUAGCUGGAGAUUUGGGAAUGUUGAGAGGAAAAAAAAAGACACAGUAGCGGAGUCUGGCGAGUCUCUGUUAUGCUCCGGAGCUGAACUGAAGGAAGUCAAGAUAAAGACGCAGGACUCUGUUAAACUCAGGCCUUUCCAUUGGGAUUUCAUCUGAAGGCGAUAGGAGAGAAGGAAAAAGGGGACAAUAUGAACCUUUUGUGAUGUUAUUUCCCUCUUGGUUGAAAUAGUGUAGCUUCUCUGACACCAUGUUGGAUGGAGUGUAUAGAGACUGAUAGUUUGCCCACAGUGUGACACUGACCUCAUGAAAAGAGCAUUUAUUUAUCUUUGUGUUUAUGCCUGUAAGGUUUGGGUUUGAUUACUGGAGGCCCCCACGCCGCCUUGCAAUCCAUAAUUCGCACAAACAACAGUGAAGCGUUGGUUUGGCCACGAAGUUUACAAUAACUUCUGUCACAAAUGAAGGAGCUUUCCUUAGCGUUUCCGCCUCUCUAAAACCACAGAACGACACAGUGGCCAAGUGGAGAAGGGGGAAAAAAAAGUUCAACAACACAGAAAAAAAUAGAAAAUCAACCAUUGAUUUUGCUGCUAAUUUUCCAAUAAAUCUUAAAAAUUGUCUAGCAAAACUGCCCUAUGCUGUUUAAACAUCACGCCUUGCUUUUCUUUUCUUUUUUUAAAAUCUCUCUCUCUCUCAUUUUGGUUGGUUUGUUUGAAUUUUAAUAAAACUGUGAGGAUAGAGCUGUUUGCAAUAUGCUUUUUCUGCUUGACAUGUGAAGACAAGGUGACGAUGAGAAUUUAGCCAAAACUGACGAGGUUUUUAGCGAAGACUUGAAAAGCCAGAGGAUGUGUGUGCGUCCAGCCAGCACUGUAACUGAAGGAGCCUAGCAAAUAUCAAAUUAGAAUAAAUGCGUGAUAUAUGUGAUAUAUUUUUGUAUAUAAAAAAAAUGUUGAUUUUGGGUUUUUUUCACUUCUUUACUCUUUUUUUUGCGAUAGCUCUAGUUUGAAAUGUAAACAUUAAAUGUCUUAAGGCAGCUUCUCAGUACAGAAGAUAGAUUUACUGCGUCUUGUCAAUAUCUCAUUUGCUAAACAUGAGAAACAUGGAUUUGGAUACAAAAAGGGGAUCCCUGUAAAAUACCCUAUAAAUAAUGUAUUUAUCCCUUGUAUUUGUACAUUGACUCUCACCCUCGUUUAGUUGUGUUGUGUAAGUUUAAUACAGUAAGUGAACACUUUUUGCAGUGUUUCAUUUCAUUAUUUGCUGUUGUCUCUCACUAUUUAAAUGUGACUUUUUUUUUAAUCUUUGUUCCUUUUUGUUUUUUGUAUGUUGUUUUGCAUCAGUAUGCCAUGCUUCUGUUUGUUGAUUCAAAACAUGCCAUUGUCUAUUUUUGUAUUAUUUGUAAGUUAAUAAAAAAAUCUUUUUUUUUCCUUAUGAAAAUGUUUAUUGUACGGCAAAAAAAAGUAGCAUCCUAUUCAGAGUAUUUCGUUGAAGUAGAUUUUUUAAGAAUAUAAACACACAUUAAUAUAUACUGUAAAUCUAUAUCUUUUUGUUUGAACUCUGAGGCUUUCAGAUUGAUACUGUUCUUGAACUGAUAAUAUGCAUGGGUUCUUCUCUUGAGUGACUCUUUCUUUUUGUGUGUGGAAAACCAAGAGAACAAACAAAUUGCUCUGUUUUUCUUUCUUUGUGUUCCUCUUUUUCGCCUCCCUCCUCUUCCUCCUCCUCCUCUGUUCUUCCCUAUGUUAUUUAUGCCUGCUUACAUACUGUAUCUAUAUACUCUUUCUUUUAUUUCUGUCACUGUAAUCUUUACCAGCAGUCUAGAUGCCUUAACAAUGCAAACCCAUUCUUCAUUCAAUCAUGUGUACAGUUUUUCUACCCUCACCACAAUUGUCUGUUGCCACAGAGGAAUUCAUGAGAACUUGGGGACAAAGCACAAACCCACUCUGUUUGGUGGUAAAUCCAGACUAGAAUACAAAGAGCCAUAAUUCAACAAUCACACACACACACACCCCGAUGUACUAUAAUACUGCAGCAAUGGCACGCUUUGAAGGACAAGUCGGAGCGGCCUUUCUCAGCUGUGCUUCCUGCACGUUCGCAGAAACACUUUUUGUAGCAAUUAUGUAGCUUUUUUUUUAAUGAUUUUGACAGCAUGAUAGUAACGUUUCUCAUCAACCACAGGAUCACAACAGUACGACAACACAUGGCUGUUUUUAUUGUAGUACAGAGGGGCGCACAGUGAAGACAAGCGCUGCCACAGCACAAUUUUAAUCUCUACACGGAGUCGUAGGUCUGACUCCAGUAUCCGACAGUCAACCCCCCCCCCCCAGUCCUUCGCUGUCUGUAUUGGCCUUUGGACAAUACAGCUUCAUUUCAAGCUAAACAAGACUAAAAAGAA
This is a messenger RNA of Pelmatolapia mariae (spotted tilapia), 5021 nucleotides long. It is a transcript of the gene ebf1a, whose product is annotated as EBF transcription factor 1a. The transcript has 17 exons. Gene Ontology annotation, molecular function: RNA polymerase II cis-regulatory region sequence-specific DNA binding; DNA-binding transcription factor activity, RNA polymerase II-specific. Bases 794 to 2593 code for a protein of 599 amino acids. NCBI's taxonomy places the organism in Eukaryota, Metazoa, Chordata, Actinopteri, Cichliformes, Cichlidae. The record is from RefSeq and is a predicted model, not a curated record. Gene Ontology annotation, biological process: regulation of transcription by RNA polymerase II.